ACACCCCCCCAGCACUCGGCACAGGCUCGCUGAGCAGCCUUCAGCAGCAGGGUGUGGUGGGGAGCCUCGGAGAGUCUGGGGUUCCAUCCUGGCCCGGCCUCACACCAGCUGAAGAGACGACCGACUGAGCUUCGAGGACAGGAAGCCACCGGCAUCACUUCAUCCCAGCCUCACGCUCGGGACUGGGCCCGGGGAAGAAAGCGGCGAGGUUCGAGUCGCACCGGACCGGAGGAGAUCCACUUGAGCGCCUGCAGCCAAGGUUCUAUCUCCACAGUCCCAGCAGCUGACUGGACACCAUCACAGCCUUACCCAUCUUCAGAACACACUCCUUUCCAUCCGACGAAAUGAUAGAACCCUCUGAAGACUCAUUUGAGACGAUGAUGGAGCAUAAGAAUCCAUCAUCAAAACAAAUGGAGUCCUCCGAGGGCUCAUCCAGCACCACCGAGGCGACAUCGGGCAGGGGCAGCAGCGUGCAGGGAGAGGCGGGGCCGGCCAGCGGCCCCGCCCAGGAAAUGAAGGAGCCGCCCAGCGGCCCACUCCAGGAAAGGGAAGAGAUGCCCACUGAUCUACUCCAAGACAUGGAGGAGCCAUCCAGUGGCCCACAUAAGGAAAUAGAGGAUCCACCCAAUGACCUACUCCAAGACCUGGAGGAGUCAUGCAACGCUUCACACCAGGCAAGGGGGGGGGAUCCACUCAGUGGAGCAUCUGAUAGGAUGAAAGAAGCAUCAGUCACCCCAUCGGGAGCCCAAGAAGAGCAAGAGGCUCACACUGACCUGAAGGAAUCGGGGAGGGAGGAGGCUCCUCAAGAAGGGCAAAACCAGACCGAGCACUCUACCGCGGAGCUUAUGGCCAUGGUGAGGUCCAUCAUCUCGUUGUACUUCCGAAUGCAAGACCUCAAAGAGCAACAAAGAGUAGCAGAAGAGAUCUUGAUCAAAGGGAUCAUUGCAGGCCAACUGCCCGCCCCAAGGCCCUUCUCCGGGGAUCGCAGAGAAUUCCACGAGUUCAUCGUGCUCUGCCAACUGACCUUACAGAGCUACCCAAGAAAGUUCUGUAACGACCGUCUGCGCGUUGAGUAUGUCAUCGACCACCUCUCCGGCUUGGCCUUAGAAUGGGCCAGAGCUCGAGUGCAGGAAGACAGCCCCCUGAUCGGAAACUUCCCAGCCUUCCUGGAGGCCAUGUCAGAGGUGUUUGAAUACCGCCAGGCACUUCGUGUGGCAGAAGAGGCCAUGUUCAGUAUCAGGCAGGGCGGCCGCUCGGCCACCGAGUACAUUGAUGAGUUCCAGAGCCUGGUACCCAUCUUGGGCUGGCCAGACGAAGUCCUGCAGGCCCACCUGUGCCAGGGGCUCAACGAGGAGAUCAGGCACUAUCUAUUCCGGAUCCCUCAGCCAGAAUCCCUAGACAGUCUGAUUGUGCUCAUCCUGCAAAUAGAAGAGAAGCUGGCGGAGAGAAGAGCCGUGCUCAGGCUGCCCCCCGAGUCCCGCCCCCGGAACCUGACCUGGAUUGACUCACCUGCUCCCGAGAGGUGGAGUGUCAGCAGCUGGCUGCCCAGCGAAGUCCAUCCGGGUAUCAACCGCGCCCACCUCUUCCUGCUGCUCAUGGUGAGAGUGAACCCCUACCACAGCGUCGCCGUCCAGGCCCUGGUGGAUUCGGGAGCCGACGGCAACUUCAUGGAUGAGAAGUUCGCCCAAGAGCACUACGUGGAGCUCUAUGAGAAGCCUUACCCUCAGCCGAUCCAUUCCGUGGACGGCUCGCUGAUUGGCAACGAGCCGGUCUGGCUCUACACGGAGCCCCUGGUGUGCAUCCACCAGAACCACCAGGAAUCCAUCAAAUUUGACAUCGUACCUUCACCAAACUUCUCCGUGGUCCUGGGCAUCCGCUGGCUCCGACUCCAUGCCCCAGAGGUCGACUGGGUCAAAGGCCGCUGCACCUUCCACUCUCCCUACUGCCUGAAGAACUGCUUCCGCCCACCCCCGCCAUGCAUCGCCCUGGAGAGACACGGCAUGAGCCUGCUACCCGGACUGCCACACCCAUACUCAGACCUGGCCGACGUGUUUAACCCGAAGGAAGCAGAUGAUGAGACUUCCGACCAGCCAAGCUCAGACGGAUCCGAUGAUCUUUCUGAAUCAGAGCCCUCUGAGCUUCAGCAGGCUGGAGACAGUGAUCACAGCGAGACCUUUUACGAAUGUCCCUCCACCGCGCCUUGGGAACCUGUGAGCGCCAGGAUGCAAGAAAGAGCCAGGCUACAGGAGGAAUACUGGGACCUGCAGGACAUGCUGACCGACAGACAGGACUACAUACAGAUGAUUCCGGAACUGUUUGACCAGUUACACGGAGCCGCGUGGUUCACAAAACUGGAGCUGCGCGGGACCAUCGUGGAGGAAAGCGUGAACGUGCACGGCACCGAAGAUGUGUGGAAAGCAGCGUUUGGUUUGGAGCUUCAAGAGAUGAAGAGCUACCAGCCGUUCGCCCUCUCCCCAGACCCUAUCAUCCCUCAGAACGUCAUUCACUUCAUCCUAAAGGACAUGCUAGGCUUCCUCGUGCUUUCCUACGGCCAGGAAGUCCUGAUCUACUCAAUGAGCCAGGAGGAGCACCUCCAGCACGUCCGCCAAGUCCUGGUCCGCUUCCGCCAUCACAACGUCUACUGCUCCCUGGACAAGAGCCAGUUCCACCGCCAAACCGUGGAAUUCCUGGGCUUCGUUGUCACCCCCAAAGGGGUGAAACUGAACAAGAACGUCAUGACCAUCAUAACAGGGUACCCCACCCCUGGCUCCAGGCUCUCUCUGCGGAACUUCAUGGAGUUCGUCUUCCCCUACCGGCACUUCGUGGAGCAAUUCAGCAUCAUCGCCGAGCCCCUGGUGCGGCAGCUGCUGAGCUCCUGCCAGUUCUACUGGGGGGCCGAGGAGCAGGAGGCCUUCGAGUGCCUCCAGAGGGCCUUCCGCAAGGCUCCCCUCCUCCACCACCCCAAGCCCCAGAACCGAUUCUACUUGGAAACCGGCAUCACCGGCACGGGCCUGCACGCCUCCCUGAUCCAAAUCGACGAGCAGACCGGCAGGAGGGCCUGCUGUGCUUUCUACUCCCGCAGCAUCUCCCCCAUCGAGGUCGAGUACUCGCAAGUGGAGAUGAAGAUCCUUCCCAUACGGGCUGCCUUCAUGGUGUGGUGCCGCUACCUGGAGAACACCGAGGAGCCCAUCAUGAUCCUUCUCAACACAGAGGAUCUAGCCUCUCUGAAUAAUGACAGGCUCACCGUACUUCUCCCCGGCCACUGGGUCUUCUUCUUCUCUCACUUCAACUUUGACGUCAUGGAGCUGCCAGAACAGGAUGGCGGCCGAGCCCUGCCACCUUCGAGAAACCUCCGGUGGAGGAGAGCCUUCCGGAGGAGCACGGCGGCCAGGCAGACCCUGCUGCUGGCCUCCAGGGGAUUCCCCACGGAUCCAUCAGCGGAAUCCGGGGAAGAAGAGAAUGAGGACCAGGAUGAGGCCCAAGAACAGGCCCUACGGCAAGAGCUGCUGGCCGUGAUUCCCAUCGACCAGCUCCUCAACAGCUUCCUCGCCCACUUCAGCAUGGCCCAGAUCAGGGCCGUCAUUCUGCAGUUCUUCCGAGGCCUCCUGUACUGGAAGAACGUCCUGGCCCUGGCGUCCAUCCUCGUGCUACUGCGGGUGAGGCGACUUCCCCCGCUGCUGCCGCCACCCGCCAUGCAGGCGGUUCGGCCCCAGCCCCGGCGCUCCCUACGACUCUUCCUGGACUCCUCCCUCGUCGCGGGCAGCGGCAUCACGACAGCCAUCACCCAGCUGCUCACCCAGAUGCCCGCCCUCGUAGGCGCAAACACCAUCCCGGCACAGGAGCUGGCCGAGCUAUUCCUGGGCCCCGGCCGCUGGCAGCGAAACGCCCUGCAGCCCCAGACCCACCGAGGCCUACAGUUCACCCCUGGGUUCUGGCUGACGCUGUGUGAGUUCUUCGGUAUGAGAGUCACCCCCCGGGAGGACAGCCUCCCCGCCCUUCGUGAGAACCGCUACCUGGAGCUGCACGUCGUUGGCGAUGAGGAUGUCGUCUUGCGAGAAGCCCUGCAAGACGACCUGCAACGUUACCGUCAGUGUGGCCUGCAUGACGGCCUGCAAGACACCUCGCAGGACAAGCAGGACAACGACGUGCAGGAGGCCUCGCCCAGCCACGCGGCCGCGGCCCACCCGCUCCGCCCACGCCACCUCAUGGACCCGCAGGUCCUGGAGUUCCUCAGCAGCCGCCUACUCCACAUCCGCAGCGCCGACGGCCAGCUGCACCUGCUUAGCCGGGAGCAGGCCGCCAGGGCCCUGAGCCGGUUCCUGACCCUGAUCUACAGGCAGGCCCUGCCUGCCCCCGCCUGGGGGAGCCAGCCCAGGGAGCAGGCCCGGCUGGAAGAGCCGCCUGACGAGGACGAAGAUGCUGACCUCGACUGAAGGCACCUCCCACCUCCAGCAGAGUCCCGUCUAUUUCUCUGGCCCCAAUGCCUUCCGAAGCCCCUGGCCUCCUCACGCCUCAGGCUGCUUCGCUUCCCUUCCUGCUGCUCCUGACCCAAGAGGAACCCGCUAGUGAAGGGCAACAACUUCCACUCAUCAACCAGCAAUGCCACUGUGCCAACGGACUAGCCAGUCCUUGGAGGCCUGGCGCCAGCCUUGGGCUGCCAGUACUCAGUUCUCCAGGUCCCGGGACCGUGCCCGGGAGUGACAUCCAUGAGGGAGAAAGCAGUGGCGAACAGGAGGUGACCCCAUGACCCACGGCCAGAUGAAGAAGCAGGCAUAGCAGGCACAGCCAAGCAAGCAGGUGCGGGGCCCCCACCCGGCCUGGUGACGGCCACCCUGUGCCGUGUUGAGACACUGACCUCAGGUGCUCCACUGACCUUCUACCUCCACCGCCGGGCUCCUGCUCCCCUUACCCCCAUCCCCAACCUCCCAACAUCCCUCACCCCCAUCCCACCCUGCAAGCAAGCCCGCCCCCACCACGACUGCGUCAGCUCUCUAGACCCUGCCUUCCUCUGGCCCUGAGCUCUGGACUUACCUGGACAAAGCCGCUGUUUGGGGUAUCCCGAUGUACCAGUGCCACUUACCAGACUUGUGCGGUGAAGGGGUGCCUUCCCCUCCCAACACUGAACACUGGACAGUGCAGGGGUGUUGGGGGUCCCAGAAAGCACACAGACACCCAGGGGACCCUGCCAAGUCACAGAGAGACUGGCCGCGCUGCUUUGCAUGGGGAGAAAAUCCUUCCCCGCCCCCUGAACUUUCUCACCCCCUAAUCUUUUUGCACUCCUCAAAUAAAGCAAAAUAAAAGAC
This is a messenger RNA of Saimiri boliviensis boliviensis (Bolivian squirrel monkey), 5303 nucleotides long. RefSeq names its product retrotransposon Gag like 1 (gene RTL1). Lineage: Eukaryota; Metazoa; Chordata; Mammalia; Primates; Cebidae. The record is from RefSeq and is a predicted model, not a curated record.